ACGACUUCAAAACACACGACUCGCCCGGCGUCGGGCCAUAUCAUCGAGCAGUGCUGUGAGGGACGCUUAGUGUUAAGUUAUUACAAUUUUAUAUUAAAUACAAAAUGAGGGAAAUCGUUCACAUCCAGGCCGGGCAAUGCGGUAACCAGAUAGGAGCUAAAUUCUGGGAGAUCAUCUCCGACGAGCACGGCAUCGACCCCACCGGGGCUUACCAUGGGGACUCCGACCUCCAGUUGGAGCGUAUCAAUGUAUAUUACAAUGAAGCUUCCGGAAACAAAUACGUCCCCCGCGCCAUCCUCGUGGACCUGGAGCCCGGCACCAUGGACUCUGUCCGCUCUGGACCUUUCGGACAGAUCUUCCGCCCGGACAACUUCGUCUUCGGUCAGUCCGGAGCCGGCAACAACUGGGCCAAGGGUCACUACACAGAGGGAGCUGAACUCGUAGACUCAGUUCUUGACGUCGUACGUAAAGAAUCAGAGUCAUGUGACUGUCUUCAGGGCUUCCAGCUCACACACUCCCUCGGUGGUGGCACCGGUUCCGGCAUGGGUACACUUCUCAUCUCCAAGAUCAGAGAGGAAUAUCCCGACAGAAUCAUGAACACAUACUCAGUAGUCCCCUCGCCCAAAGUAUCAGACACCGUCGUAGAACCUUAUAACGCCACUCUCUCAGUCCACCAGCUCGUAGAAAACACAGACGAAACCUACUGCAUCGACAACGAGGCUCUUUAUGACAUCUGCUUCCGCACGCUCAAACUGUCCACACCCACGUACGGCGACCUCAACCAUCUCGUGUCGCUCACCAUGUCCGGUGUUACCACCUGCCUCAGGUUCCCCGGUCAGCUGAACGCCGAUCUCCGCAAGUUGGCCGUCAACAUGGUUCCCUUCCCCCGUCUCCACUUCUUCAUGCCCGGAUUCGCUCCUCUCACAUCUCGUGGAAGCAGACAAUACCGCGCCCUGACCGUUCCCGAGCUCACUCAGCAGAUGUUCGACGCUAAGAACAUGAUGGCAGCCUGCGACCCUCGCCACGGCCGCUACCUCACCGUGGCCGCCAUCUUCCGUGGUCGCAUGUCCAUGAAGGAGGUGGACGAGCAGAUGCUCAACAUCCAGAACAAGAACUCGUCGUACUUCGUGGAAUGGAUCCCCAACAACGUGAAGACCGCCGUGUGCGACAUCCCUCCGCGCGGUCUCAAGAUGGCCGCCACCUUCAUCGGCAACUCCACCGCCAUCCAAGAGCUGUUCAAGCGCAUCUCAGAGCAGUUCACCGCUAUGUUCAGACGCAAGGCUUUCCUCCACUGGUACACCGGCGAGGGAAUGGACGAGAUGGAGUUCACGGAAGCGGAGAGCAACAUGAACGACCUGGUCUCCGAGUACCAGCAGUACCAGGAAGCCACCGCCGACGAGGACGCGGAGUUCGACGAGGAACAGGAGCAGGAAGUGGAGGACCACUAAGCAUUUCAGCAUCUCACUGCCGUCAUCGUCUUUACAUUCGGUUUUAUUAAUGAUUCCUACUGUGUAUUGAAGACACGCUUGCUAACUUCUAACAGAACGCGCGAUUUAACAAUAAAGAGAGCCACAUGAGACAUCCUAAUAGUGACAUUCCUCUCGACAGCAGCGAGCCUCGGCAAGCCAGGUCUGAUAGGCUGACUGGUAUACCCUACUCGUACUGUCGUACGUACUCCAAGGUUUAGGCAUACCACGACGUCGGCUUCGAUAACAGUCCAUUGAGAUUUAAAUUGUUUUCAAACAUAAUUUAAUGUAUAUAAUAAAGAUUUUUAUUUAUUA
Messenger RNA from Danaus plexippus (monarch butterfly), 1781 nucleotides. It is a transcript of the gene Tub1, whose product is annotated as tubulin beta-1 chain. The record is from RefSeq and is a predicted model, not a curated record. Gene Ontology annotation, cellular component: cytoplasm; microtubule. NCBI's taxonomy places the organism in Eukaryota, Metazoa, Arthropoda, Insecta, Lepidoptera, Nymphalidae. Gene Ontology annotation, molecular function: GTP binding; structural constituent of cytoskeleton; GTPase activity. Gene Ontology annotation, biological process: mitotic cell cycle; microtubule cytoskeleton organization. The transcript has 2 exons. Bases 105 to 1448 code for a protein of 447 amino acids.